GAUGAUGACGUAAGAAGAUCCGUCUCCACGUCGCAGCAGCUCCAGAGAGGCGGAGUAAAACAUGGCGGAAACGGAGGAAAGGCAGGAUGGUGGAAAUAAACAGCUGUUUUCAGGGCUGUCAGAUGUUUCCAUAUCCGAAGACAUUCCAGUGGAAGGAGAUAUCACCAUCCCCAUUGCCUCUCAGUCCCAGGAGGAGGAUUAUUCCACACUGGAUGAACCUGUCAAGGACACAAUAAUGAGAGACCUAAGGGCUGUUGGAAAUAAAUUUCUUCAUGUUAUGUAUCCCAAAAAAAGCACGGCACUGCUCAGAGACUGGGAUUUAUGGGGCCCUCUUGUGCUGUGUGUGACACUUGCUUUAAUGCUGCAGGGUAGCUAUGCAGACAGUAAGGAUAGUGGAGGACCCCAGUUUGCUGAGGUCUUUGUAAUAAUAUGGUUUGGGGCUGUAGUCAUCACUUUGAAUUCCAAGUUGCUCGGAGGAAACAUCUCUUUCUUCCAGAGUCUGUGUGUACUGGGCUACUGCAUCCUGCCUCUUACAGUGGCCAUGCUAGUAUGCAGGUUACUUCUCCUGGCGAGUAUGAACACUGUGACUUUUAUAGUGCGCUUGGUCGUUGUGGCAGUCAUGUUUGCCUGGUCAACGCUUGCAUCCACUGCCUUUUUAGCAGAUAGUCAGCCACCUAACCGCAGAGCCCUGGCUGUGUAUCCUAUAUUUCUCUUCUAUUUUGUCAUAAGCUGGAUGAUUCUGACCUUCAACCCCAGUUCUUGAGUGAUGACAUCUGGUGGAGUUUUAAGAGAACCAUUGUGAAUAUGGACAGGUGUAAAGCUACCAAAGGCCUGUAGAAUUACUCAGCACCUGUCUCUGGAAGAACCAAAACAGUGAUACAAAAUGCCAUUGAUGGAAGAUGCUGUGUGCGGGAGCCUAAGCAGCUGUUCAAUUUUUCAUAAUGUAUAUAGUCCGCACUAAACAUCUGUAAUGCUUAUUUCCUCUCAACUCAUUUCUAGCAAUAAAAGGAAGGUUUAAUUUAAAAGGUGCAUCAACGUGGUGGCAGGCCAGCACCGGGGACUUGUAAAUAUCUUUACUGUAAGGUCAUAAAUAUUAAACUGUAUAAUAUUGGACCUACAAGGUAUCUUACCCGUGUUGACUUUCUUUUAAUUCAGUUUGGAUAUCACAGGCUGCCUUUUAACAAUUUGUUUACCAAGUUCAAUGAAUGAGUCAAAUUGUAGGUGGUAUUCAGAUUUGAGAGUAGAUCAUAUUAUUUUAUUUGUUUACCUUUGAGUAAUUUGAAGUCCUAACAUUUGAAUUUGACAUGUACAUUGGAAGCUAUAACCGAUUUAGUACAAUUCUCAUAUGCAUUGGCUCAACAAUCUGAAGGGUAAGCAAUCGGGCAAGAAAGGUCCAAGGUAGAAACAAUAUUUCUUUCCAGUAUAAAAAUUGUUUGCUUUAAAGGAAGACCCACAAACGUGUCAGGACCAGCACCAACUCUAGCACUUUUUGUACAGUAACCAAUAUUUAAACAUAGACUAUGAGUACGGGUUACUGUACGAAACGCGUUAGUUGGUGGUGGUCCUGAAACAUGUACGUGGAUCUUCCUUUUCUGCAAAGUAUUCUUAUAAAUAUUGGAAUAAAUUAGCGUUUCUACCUUGGUCUUUUGUUACCUUAUUGCUUACCUUUAAGACCAUUGAGUUGGCACUUAUGAAGAUUGUUUCAAUUGUACCUGCUGACUUCAGAACAAGUGUUCCGGUCCAGUGCUUAUGAGCCAAGCGGUUUCACAAAACAUUGAAUUGUGUUAUGUGAUUUUGUCUGUCAGGAUGUGAGUACAUUUUCUUUAUUAGUUUUCAUUACUGAUUAGUAGCACAAAGCGCAGUAGUGGUUAUGGUGCUGGGAGUGAAUCUCUGCCGGUAAAUAAUGUCCAGAGUUACACAAAAUUGAUAUUACUAAUACUGAAGUAUUAACUUCCAUUUUAGCAUACCAGUGCAGAAUGGACCCAACAGAACUAGGUGUCAAACUGUUUGUGAAUGAUUUGAUAGCAUGGGAUGGAGCCAGGAUUCUACUGACACCAUAAUCACUACAGCACCCUGAAAUGGAUAUGGUGAUUAGAGUGUGCCGAUAAUUUUUAUUUUUUAUUUUUAUAUAGGGGCCUAUAUUUUGUACUUUAGUGUGGUGACCCAUUGUUCAGUAAAAGAAAAUCAGUAACUCAUUCUUUGUGUGUAAUAUAUUUCACGUAAAUAAAAUUUAGCAAAAUUACUCUUCAGUGUGAGAGGGAGUCUCCAUGGCACAAGCAAUGCCACUACAGUAUAAAAAAAAACCAAACCCAUAUUUUAGUCAUUUGCAUGGGGGAUGAUAAAUAAUAUGCCUCAAAACUCACUGAAAUGGCAUGUGAAUAAACCUUUGGCUAGUCUUUUUUUUUUGUGCUUUUCAUUUUGUAAAGUUAGAUGAACAUUUAAUGUUUGUGAUGUCAUGAUAAGGAAAUGCACUUUAAAAUAAAAUUGUAUAUUUACCACCCCAGUUGGUAGUAUGUUUCUGGCCUUUAUACAAAGACAAUUCAGAUAUAGCAUUUGUGGGAUGAGCCACCAGUGUUUCGGAUUCCUGUAUUGUGUGAAUCAAGGUAGAUGGCCAAAAGGAAUAGCCAUCCCUUCUCUGAGUUUAUUUGUCCUGUCUAUAAAUAUAAUUAUUCUAAAUGUGGCAUGUAAUAUAUUAUCCAGGACGUACUAAAUUCUAAGCUCUAGGCAUGUGAAACAAAGCCUUGAUAGAUUUGAAAGCUUUGUAGCCAUGCACAAACCUUCCUUAAAAUUGUAAUACAUAAUCUGUGUGUUUCAAACUGUUGCCUGGUAUUAUGGAUCAUCCUAAAUUACAACACAUUUUAAGAAGGUGAUCUCCUCCCAAGCUCCUUAUCUGUCAUAUACACCAUGAAACACACAAAUGUCAAAUUCUAUAUUAUUAUAAUGAAAUGUUUGAAAUGAUUCAAACAGCUCUCAUAAUUGGUAAUUUUGUAAUUCUGUUUAACUAUUGCUAGCAGCUUAAAAGAUUGUCUGUCAUUGGUCUUUUGUACUGACACACUAUGCGUGUGUGGAGUUCUAUGCUAUAGGUUACAUAGCCGCAAAAUGGGGACUCUUAUGUGUUUACAGCUUGUUACACAUUUCUUCAUAUUUCAAUAUUUUCAGAAAGAAAUAUGUGCAGAAUGACCUAAUCUAAAAGUCAUUUUACAAACGUUAUGCAUUUUUGCUAUUUUAUGUUCUAUUCAAAAUUUGUAUUUAGCAAGCUAGCUUCUAGGGGGCAGUUAUGUACUUAAGUGUGCAUGACCUUACAAGACAAUAUGUUUUAAGCUAGGCAAUAUGUAAAUAUGUUUUAUUUUUGAUUUAGGCAAUAUGGUGUUUAACUGACCGUAAUAUGUUUAUUGGCAUAUAUUAUUACACACUACUACUGCUGUUCAUUCGAUAAAUGUGCAGCUUGCUCUUCUGACUGGGGUAAGAAUGAUUUAUUAUGCAGGGGUUGCUGUGAUUUUUUUUUUUUGGGGGGGGGGGGUUUUCUUUGAUAACUGAUCUGUUUUAAAUUUAAAAGUUAAAAUGCAAUCUAUAUUUUUAAUUUAUUAAAGUGUUUUUUUUUUUUUCCAAA
Pelobates fuscus (common spadefoot toad) is the source of this 3610-nucleotide messenger RNA. It is a transcript of the gene YIPF6, whose product is annotated as Yip1 domain family member 6. The coding region runs from base 62 to 763 and encodes 233 amino acids. Lineage: Eukaryota; Metazoa; Chordata; Amphibia; Anura; Pelobatidae. The transcript has 7 exons. The record is from RefSeq and is a predicted model, not a curated record. Gene Ontology annotation, biological process: endoplasmic reticulum to Golgi vesicle-mediated transport. Gene Ontology annotation, cellular component: trans-Golgi network; membrane.